This is a messenger RNA of Helobdella robusta, 1203 nucleotides long. RefSeq lists its product as hypothetical. Lineage: Eukaryota; Metazoa; Annelida; Clitellata; Rhynchobdellida; Glossiphoniidae. Gene Ontology annotation, molecular function: deaminase activity. The record is from RefSeq and is a predicted model, not a curated record. The transcript is spliced from 3 exons. Gene Ontology annotation, biological process: inosine biosynthetic process. The coding region runs from base 1 to 1203 and encodes 400 amino acids.
AUGGAUCCUUCGGGAAGAAACAAUGCAACUUAUGGAAAAAAAUAUUUGAGUGCAAAUUUUUCAAUCGAGAUACAAGUGGCUUUAGAUGCAGCCAAGGAGUUUUCCGAUACGCAUCCUAGGUUCGUAGGGCAUAAAGCCAUUGGUUAUGCGACCAGAAGUCAAGACGAAACAGCCUUUCAGAGGUCUUUGAAUAAUACCUUGACCAUAUUUCAGAGUUAUCCUCAACACAUGAUUGGAUUCGAUGCCGUCGGAGAAGAAGAUGCUGGGUACUCGUCGUUGAAGUUCAUCCAUGAGUAUCUAACUAACUUUCAAAAGGGUCGGUUGCUAUGCGACCUGAUGACUUACACGAAAGAUGAUGACAUAGUGCCAACGUUGGAGAAUGCUUACGAAUCCAUUUUGUUGGCCGCGAAAAGGGUGGGCCACGGCAAGGGCUUCCUCAAAAUGCCCUACCUGCGCCAAAUAAUGAAGGAGAGGAAGGUUGCCGUUGAGGCUUGUGUUGUUAGCAAUCAAAUUCUUGGAUACGAUCCAGACCUACGCAACCACUUUGCACAAGUUUACCACAAGGAAGGCAUCCCAAUCGUCCUCGCUCCAGAUGAUCCUGGCACGAUGGGAUACGAUACAGUUGUUGUCGACUGGUACGUUGCUUACGUGGGAUGGGGUUUAGAGCUUGGUGAUCUGAAGAAGAUAGCCCUCAACUCUCUCGUCUACAACGGAUUGACUGAUGCCGAGAGAAAUGUUGCCAUUGAACAAAAGUGGAGACCAUCGUGGAAUGAGUACAUAACUAAGAUGAAGAACAUCGCAUGUGCAAGAGACUUCGCUGCCGAAGCUGCCAAGGAAAACAGGACUGUAAAGUUCGUGCAACUGUUGCCAACUGAGGGCUACGAAAGCGGAAACGUGCACGUGUACGGUCGGAACUUUGAAGUUGCCAUCUGUAAGGUACCGAAAUGUCGAUUUGAAUCGAUUGGCGAUGUGAAUGCCAUCUACAUAUCAGACAGGCACAUUGUAUGCCCCGCUCCCAAGUGUCCCGCUUGUGCUGGCAAAUCAACGAAGGUCAGUUUGAAGGUAGCCUUGGAUGGAGAUAAUUACAAGCAGACCAAUCUGGAUUUCUCGCUGACGUUUGCGGCGGCCGGGAGUAAAAGUUCCUUUACAGCGUCCAUUUCUAUUACAAUAAUUGUAAACUUUGUUUAUAAAUUACUUCCUUAA